This is a messenger RNA of Asterias rubens (European starfish), 3786 nucleotides long. RefSeq names its product transcription factor SPT20 homolog. Gene Ontology annotation, cellular component: nucleus. The transcript has 8 exons. Gene Ontology annotation, molecular function: transcription coactivator activity. The record is from RefSeq and is a predicted model, not a curated record. NCBI's taxonomy places the organism in Eukaryota, Metazoa, Echinodermata, Asteroidea, Forcipulatida, Asteriidae. Bases 187 to 1899 code for a protein of 570 amino acids. Gene Ontology annotation, biological process: positive regulation of transcription by RNA polymerase II.
AUCAUAAAGAAGAAAAAAUAAUUACACAGCGUGUUUUUAAAACGAACGAUUGACAGCAAAUUGUCUGGCGGUUUAGUGCUCAAUUUCCGAGAUUCCGAGUCCAACGGUAGAGAAAUUCUGUAGUAAAUUGUAUUGGUUGUUGUUCAGCUAUCAUUUCCACCACGAACUGCAACAGCUGUGGGGAAAAUGUCUCUUGCGUUCGUGCCGCCCAGACAGCGGGGUAAAUCGGUUCCCGACCAGGCAACAAUACAAAAGAUGUUGGAUGAGAAUAAUCAGCUGAUUCAAACAAUCGUCGAUUAUCAAAACAAGGGACGGGCAUCAGAGGUUACCCAGUACCAACAGAUACUGCACAGGAAUCUAGUGUAUCUAGCAACGAUUGCCGAUUCCAAUCAAGGGAUUCAGAACCUGCUCGGGGGUCCAAACCAGAGCAGUUCCAAUAUGAGCUCUGCCCCUCCUCCUCAGGCCAUGAACCCCCCUCCUCAGGCCAUGAACCCACCUAACCCUCCCCCGAUGGGGCCCGGCGGGAUGGUCAACUCACAGCAAGAUAGCAUGAUGCACCAGCAGCAACAGCAUCAGCAGCAGCAACAGCAGCAGCAACAACAACCCCCACCACCAACCCCCAUGACCCCGCAGCAGCAGCAGCAACAACAACAACAACAACAGCAGCAGCAACAACAACAACAGCAGCAGCAGCAACAACAACAACAACAGCAGCAGCAGCAACAACAACAACAACAACAACAACAACAACAGCAGCAGCAGCAACAACAACAACAACAACAACAACAACAACAACAACAGCAGCAGCAACAACAACAGCAGCAGCAGCAGCAGCAACAACAACAACAGCAGCAGCAGCAACAGCAACAGCAACAACAACAACAACAGCAUCAACAACAACAACAACAACAGAUAAGUGCUGGUCCAGCUACCUUGCCCCCGGCAACAACACCGGGCAACCCCAUGGGGCAGAUGCAGGGAAGGAAUCAAGGAAAGCCUGGGGCCCAGAUGGCUGAUGGACCCACCCCUAUGGGGCCCCCAGCGAGCACGACCAGCAGUAACAUGCCAAACUUCAGCACAGCAGGCAAUACACAGAGUAUGGGCAGCUUCCCCAGGGGUCCAAUGCCGCAGGAACAGCCGGGCCAAGCUCCACCGAUGAGUGAGCAGGGCCUGAUGGGUCCCCCAGUCAGCUCCGUUAAUAACAACAUGCCGGCCGCCAACGUACCCAGCAAUCCCACAAUGCCUCCUAAUCCCAGCAUGCAAAGUGGCUACAAUCCCAGCAUCUCCCAGGGGGCGUCGUCGCACUCCCACGCCGCCAUGCCCCAGUCACAAGGCAGCAUGAUGCCCCCACAACAAAGCAUACCCAGCAACCAGUCGGCUGGCCAGCAACAGUUCCACAUGCCCCAGCAGAGGUAUCCACCGCAGGCACAGGGCAUGAUGGGUGGGUCGUCACAGAAUGGUAGCCAGGCUAACCAGAUGAUGGCAGGCCAGCAGCCCAUGACCGGGUACCGGCAGGCUGCACAGUCAGGUCAACCGCCCUACGGACAAGGACCAGGAUAUGGCCAGCAAUACCCGCCCCAGCAAGCCGGGUAUCCCCAGCCAGGACCCCGCCAACCAUACACCAACCAAUACCAAGGCCAACCGCCCCCACAACAACCCGGACCACCCCCUCCCCAACAGGCACCCCAGCCGCCGCAGCCACAACCCCAACCAGGGAAUUACGGGAGUUACCCACCAGGCCAAGGUCCCCAGGGGAGGUACGGGUACAACCAGGCUCCGGGCCAGGGACCGCCGGGCCCUGUACCUGUGGGAUCAGUCGGACCUGGUCCCAUUCCCCAACAAGGGGGUGGGUAUGGAGGCUACAGCCAGGGUCAGUAUGGUGCGGGGUACCAACAGUAGCUGGUAUAUGGCAGUUGAAUUCCAUCAGGGGCUGGCGUGUGAAAGUCGAAUACCAACAGAAGCUGAUAUGUAACAUAUAGGUGUGCUGCAGUAUAGUUGGUAACCAACUAACUGUACCUGGUAUGAGGUUUUCAGCACUCGAUUGUCUGCACCUGAAUGGUUACCAGCUGUAUUCAUCACAAUGCCAUCAGCUGGCCGACAGCCGACUGGGGUAAACACCAGACAGCAGUUAUGUGCAGGCUGAUUCGGUACAAAAUUGAGCGUGCCACUCAAAAUUUGCUGCUUUGUACUGUUUCCCAAAGAUUUACUGCAGUUGCAUCAACUGGAAGAGUGUCAAAAAUCACGUCUGAUUUUGUUGCUGCUACCGUGUGUGUAUAUAAUGCUCAAGACUCCCGCAGGAAGGGUUUUAAAUAACCCAGAAGGAUGGUAUCGGACCUGCCCAAGACCUUCAAGAAUAACAACACCCUUUCCUAAGCAGUCUCCUUGAAAAGCAGACUGGUCUGGGAAUUUUACACAUCUCUGCUCUAGACUAUGUUUGAUGUUGGAAACGGCGUGCACUGUUUUUCACUGUUCACUGUUUUUUAAUAAAAAUUUAUGAAAGAGCACAGCUGGAGUCGGAGCCUAAGACAAGGUUUACAAAAGACCAUUGUUCACAUUGAUUUGUUAGAUACAUUCCAUGAUAAUAAUAAUUAUAAUAAUAAUAAUGGCAAUUUUUUAAGCGCCAAUAUCUGCUGCAAGCGGUGUCUUUGAGUUAGAUUGGAAGUGAUCUAGACUAAAAGAUACUCUGUGUUUAACGUGUAAGGAAAAAAAGUUUCGCCUUUUAGUCUACACUGUAUAUUUUAUGUCGCCAUUUUGUUUAAACUAAGUUUGCCAAGUGGUCAGUUUCAUUCGUCCGUGUGGAAUUACAUCGUAGGUGAGUCCCCAUCCUCCACACCAUGACAGGAAAGGGAGGAGAUCAAUGCCCAUCGAACUACCCCUCCCCCUGAAAUAACUCUCAUAGAGCAAAAUGAAUUUUAAAAACAUUGAUCACAGAGCAAGAAUGGGUGCUAACCAUUUGUUAAUUUGUAAUGGAAAUCAUCCUCGGGUGUUUCACUCAAAUGCACCUAGUAGAUUUGACUGGUCAAAUCUAGUUGGCCAAUGGCAACGUAGUUACGACGUCAUCGGCAGUUAACAUUUUGGCCCGUCAUUUUCCAAUGUCUUGUAUUUCUUUACCCCUUGCAGAAGGUAGUGCUGGUAUUAAAAACACUUUCUCUGUCACAUAAACUUGCCACUGUCUUGAAACGAUGAUUGAACUUUGAGAGUUGACCACAGAAACCGUGCUCUGGGGCUUGGUUUAUUUAGUUGGACUAGCUAGUCGAACCCUGCAACGUUCAGAUGACAUCGAAAUUGACUAUGGGUCAAGUUUAGUUGACCCUUGUCACCGCCCAGUUUUGCUCAUUGUAGUACGACAAAUAAAAAAUGUAUACAAAAAUCAAAUGAGGCUUUCAGAGAGUUUGGUGGAAAUGUGUAUACUUGUAUAUAAAUGUAGUCAACUCAUUGUUCAUUAGUGUCAAUGUAAAUGUUGGGUUUUUUUUGUCGCCUUAAAUUUUCAAAUUAUUUCAAAUUUGUCAAUAAGUUUGAAUAUGUAGAUGUACUGCAAUUGUUCUGCGUAGUUCCUGAAAUAUUUAACAUGAAUUCUUUUUCAGUGCCAUGGUCCAAAUUUGUAUCCUACUCUACCAUUGAUGCAAAAUACAUGUAGAUACUGUGUACAUGUAGUUCCAUUAAUAACAGUGUUUUGAGUCACUCAGUGGACAUUUCUUAAUUCCUUCCAACGCUGGACACUAUUGGUAAUUGUCAAAGACCAGUCUUCUCACUUGGUGUAUCUCAACAUAUGCACAAAAUAACAAA